UGGCGCCGGGGCGAGAGCAGCAGCAGCGGCGGCGGCGGCAGCGGCAGCAGCAUGGUGGACAGCGUGUACCGGACGCGGUCGCUGGGGGUGGCGGCUGAGGGGCUGCCGGAUCAGUACGCGGACGGGCGGGCGGCGCGCGUGUGGCAGCUCUACAUCGGCGACAGGCGGAGCCGCACGGCCGAGUACCGCAGCUGGCUGGUGGCGCUGCUCCGCCAGCACCGCUGCCGUUCCGUGCUCGACGUGGCCUGCGGCACCGGGGUGGACUCGGUCAUGCUGCUGGAGGAGGGCUUCCUGGUGACCAGCGUGGACGCCAGCGACAAGAUGCUCAAGUACGCGCUGAAGGAGCGCUGGGAGCGGCGCAAGGAGGAGCCCUUCGACCGAUGGGUCAUCGAGGAGGCCAACUGGCUGACGCUGGAGAAGGACCUGGAGAAGCCUGGAGACGGCUUCGACGCUGUCAUCUGCCUGGGAAACUCCUUCGCCCACCUGCCCGACUUCAAAGGGGACCAGAGCGACCACAAGCUGGCCCUGAGGAACAUCGCCAGCAUGGUGCGGCCUGGCGGCGUCCUAGUGAUCGACCACCGCAACUAUGACCACAUCCUGGCCACGGGCUGUGCGCCAACAGGCAAGAACAUCUACUACAAGAGUGACUUGACCAAGGACAUCACCACAUCGGUGCUGCUGGUGAACAACAAGGCUCACAUGGUGACCCUGGACUACACCGUGCAGGUCCCUGCCACCGAGGCCGGGGCGUCCCCAGAGCUGAGCAAGUUUCGGCUCUCAUACUACCCCCACCAGCUGGAGACCUUCUCGGCCCUGCUGAAAGGUGCCUUCCAGGGGAAGUGCCAGCACAGCGUCCUGGGCGACUUCCAGCCCUACACGCCGGGGCAGGCCCACAUCCCCUGCUACUUCAUCCACGUCGUGAAGAAGACGCCUUGAGGGGAGCCGGGGGGGGGAUGUGUGGAGAGCUCAGCGCUGGGGCGGGGGGGGGGCAUCACGGGUGUCCCCCCCACCCCGGGAGCCCCUUUUCUCGUUAAUUAAGAGCACACGUGUGA
Molecule: messenger RNA, 1052 nt
Organism: Rhea pennata
Lineage: Eukaryota; Metazoa; Chordata; Aves; Rheiformes; Rheidae
Gene: GNMT
Product: glycine N-methyltransferase
Exons: 6
Coding region: 52-936 (294 amino acids)
Biological process (GO): regulation of gluconeogenesis; S-adenosylmethionine metabolic process; protein homotetramerization
Cellular component (GO): cytosol
Molecular function (GO): S-adenosyl-L-methionine binding; glycine binding; identical protein binding
Source: RefSeq, a predicted model, not a curated record